Peronospora matthiolae is the source of this 276-nucleotide messenger RNA. The record is from the annotation of a GenBank genome assembly. NCBI's taxonomy places the organism in Eukaryota, Oomycota, Peronosporomycetes, Peronosporales, Peronosporaceae.
AUGGAGGUAGAGCAGAAGAGAAAACGCUCUCCAAACUAUCGUGGGGGAGCGUGUGUUCCCAAAAGCCUCUUUGAUCGCGUAACUCUUGCGUUACGCGGCGACCUCGAGCAUGAGCAGGACAGGCGUCUUCAACUGGCGGACACUGUCUUGAAGCAUCAAGUUGAGUUUGUUUUUGCUCAGCUUGAGAACGAGAGAGCUUUAUCAUCUCUGCGUGACGAGCUAAGGGUAGCUCGUGUGGAUGUCGACCGGUAUCGGGCUGAGAUAAAUGCUCUUUAG